Menidia menidia (Atlantic silverside) is the source of this 2701-nucleotide messenger RNA. The record is from the annotation of a GenBank genome assembly. Lineage: Eukaryota; Metazoa; Chordata; Actinopteri; Atheriniformes; Atherinopsidae.
UGCACUUGACGUCAGUCAUAAUUUGGCGCUGAGAAACAACCCGCUGGUCUCCGGUCAGUUUUACUGCUCGUACAAAGACCGGGAACGUACGGUGCCAACAGGUUCAAAACUGACGUCAGAUCUGUGAACGGAAGCGGAACUGUGCUGCGACUUUAACACUUGGCGCGCGCGCUGCAGUAACUUGGCGCCACAAACAGAGCUAACAGCAGCAGCAGCAGCAGUGCUCGUUUGUUGUGCGGAGAAUUCAGCAGGUUGAGAUUUUGAGACUAAAUAGUUUUUUUUACAACUAUGGCGAAGCUGUCAGAAGGCGCGAUAGAGUCACUUGCAAAUGGCACCAGUGUCAGCGACGCCGUGCUUCAGUUAGUGAACAUUCGCAAGAUUGAUGGAGGAAGUGGGCCAUCUCGCUUUCGGGUGAUGAUGAGUGAUGGACGGCAUACUCUGUCUUCCUUCAUGCUCUCUACCCAGCUGAACUCCAUGGCUGAGGAAAACGUUCUGGCCCAAAACUGCAUCUGCGUUCUCAAGAGACAUGUGACCAACGUCCUGAAGGACGGACGACGAGUGGUGAUCAUUUUGGAAAUCGAUGUCAUCAAACCUGCCCAAGAGGUUGCUGGUAAAAUAGGAGAUCCGGUUCCUUAUACUGAGGGUCAGAGUAAAGGCCCACAGCAAGCCCCAGUCCACGAAAACAGAGCUCCGCUGCAGCCACAGAAUAGAAAUGAAGCAGUGAACAGGGGCUUCAACAGAGACUUUGGGAAAAAGGCGCCGUCUGCUAUGCCCAGUACUCCAGGGGGCUCCUCCAAAGUUGUGCCCAUUGCCAGCCUCAACCCCUACCAGUCCAAGUGGAUGGUCCGUGCACGUGUAACCAACAAAAGUGGGAUUCGCACUUGGAGUAACUCCCGAGGUGAUGGCAAACUCUUCUCCAUGGAGAUUGUAGACGAGAGCGGCGAGAUCCGAGUGACUGGGUUUAACCAAGAGGUGGACAAGUUCUACACGCUGAUUGAAGUUGGCAAGGUCUACUACAUCUCCAAAGGCUCCCUGAAGAUUGCCAACAAACAGUACAGCUCGGUGAAGAACGACUAUGAGAUGACGCUCAAUGGCGAGUCCACCAUCAUCCCGUGCGAGGACAGCUGCGAUGUUCCCAUGAUGCAGUGCGAUUUUGUCUCCAUCGGGGACUUGGAGAGCCGAGACAAAGAUGCCAUUGUUGAUGUUAUCGGAGUGUGCAAGAGUGUAGACGAAGUGACCCGAUUCACAACCAAGGCCAACCGAGAAGUAACUAAGAGAACACUAAAUCUGAUGGACAUGUCUGGGAAGCUGGUGACUGUCACGCUGUGGGGAGAGGAAGCUGAAAAGUUUGAGGGUUCUGGGCAGCCCGUUUUAGCCAUUAAAGGGGCCAAGCUCUCAGACUUUGGAGGCCGCUCACUUUCAGCAUCAUUCGGCAGCACCCUGAUGACCAACCCAGAUAUCCCCGAGGCAUACAAGCUCCGGGCGUGGUAUGACCGGGAAGGCCAUGCCAUGGAUGGACAGUCCCUGACGGAGAUGAAAGGUGGCGGCGGGGGAGGAAACACCAACUGGAAGACUCUGUCUGACGUUAAAACCGAGCAUCUGGGACACGGAGACAAGGCAGACUACUACACCUGCAUAGCCACCAUAGUAUAUCUGCGCAAGGAGAAUUGCCUCUAUCAAGCCUGUCCGAGCCAAGACUGCAACAAAAAAGUGGUUGACCAGCAGAAUGGCAUGUACCGCUGUGAGAAGUGUGAUAAAGAGUUCCCCAACUUCAAGUACCGCCUCAUCCUCUCAGCCAACGUUGCAGAUUACGGGGACAACCAGUGGGUGACCUGCUUCCAGGAGAGCGCCGAGGCCAUCCUGGGCCAGAAUGCUGCUUACCUGGGGCAACUCAAGGACUCGAAUGAAUCUGCGUUUGAUGAGAUCUUCCAACAAGCCAACUUCCACACUUUUGUCUUCCGCAGCAGAGUGAAGCUGGAAACAUACAAUGAUGAAUCCAGGAUUAAGGCCACAGUGAUGGAAGCAAAGCCGGUCGACCACAGAGAAUACAGCAAGAGGCUGAUCAUGAACAUAAUGAAACUGGCUGCUUAGUAAGGGCAGCCAACUUAAAAAAAACAAAAAAAACUAAAUGUGUUUCUUUUUUUUUUAAAUGUGUUUUAGUUCUUUGUUUCACUUUGGUGGAUGAGAGCUGAUGAAGCGACUUCUUUCUUUGUCAAAUAAUGUCUGAUUGGCUGAUUUCUUUAUUGGACUCAACCUUUUUUCCUUUCUUAUUUGAGGAAGAGGAGCAGAGAGUGGGUCAGUAAGCGGUAAUGGAAAUAAUCACUGUGUGUCUUAAGUCGGCCAGCAUUUUGUGCAUAUGCUCUGGUGUUGUGGGGGUGGCGGCUGCCUUUAAGCAGAAGAACAUCACAGUUGUUAGCACUUUUCACCCUCGGUUGCACUCUAAAAAUGCCUGUGCUGGACCUGCACACCCCUGAUAAGAACGUUUACGCUCCCACUCAGUUUUUUUCCCUUUUUUUUCUUCUUCUGUUUUUCUGGCUUCAUCUCUCAUAUUUGGGAAACAUAGACACAUGCACAAUGCAGACCAAACAGGAAGUGUGUUGUAUUAUAUUUAAGUAGUAGUGUUUGCCUUUCCUCUUUGUGUAUCUUGCAGUUGUGAAUAUCUGUGAAUAUUCAACUGUAAAAAUAAAGACAUUUUUCAAGU